Messenger RNA from Priceomyces carsonii, 1494 nucleotides. It is a transcript of the gene HST7, whose product is annotated as mitogen-activated protein kinase kinase. The coding region runs from base 1 to 1494 and encodes 497 amino acids. Gene Ontology annotation, molecular function: ATP binding; protein kinase activity. The record is from RefSeq and is a predicted model, not a curated record. Gene Ontology annotation, biological process: protein phosphorylation. Lineage: Eukaryota; Fungi; Ascomycota; Pichiomycetes; Serinales; Debaryomycetaceae. The transcript has a single exon.
AUGAUGCCCUUGAAUAACUUGUCUCUGUCUUCCCUUGGUUCCAUAAAGGAUAAGGAUUUACCUCCUAUUCCAUCGCCAGCAGCGUCUCCAGAAUCGAGGAUGUUUCCUAAGAUGACUGAAACGAAAGACAAUGGAGAAAUUUUAGAAGCUAAAUCGCUCAGGAGAAAGAAUUUCAAGAAGCUUUCUUUAGAGUCAUCACCUGCAAAGAAAAUGGAAGAGAAAUCGAGUAUAAGACUUGAGAUUCCUAGACUGAGCAAGAAUAAAGUGCGGCCGGCACCUUUACUAAACUUAAAUAGAGAAAGCUUUUCAAAGAACAAUCAGGAUGCUGUUUUGAGUAAGGGUAACCAAGACUUGUUGGAUCAAUUUUCUAAGUUAGAAUUAUCAAAUCUGAAGAAUAACGAAAACAGCAAGAUUUUUGGAGCCAAUAGAAAGAGACAGACUGUAAUAUCGUCAAUAUCUCCCACAAAGUCCAAAUCAAAUUCACCGGCAGAGGUUCUCAACCACUCAGUAGAUUUGACCUUAUCUGAUCAGUCUUCUCCUAUAUCAACAACGUCAUCUAUAAAAUUAAACAAUAAUGAUUUAUUAACAUUGAAAAAUUUGGGUUCGGGAAACUCUGGGACUGUUUCAAAAAUAUUGCAUAUACCAUCUCAAAAGACUAUGGCCAAGAAGGUAAUACAUAUCGAAUCAAAGAGUGUUAUUCAAACCCACAUUAUUAGAGAGUUAAAAAUAUUGCAUGAAUGUCGAUCACCUUACAUCAUUGAAUUUUAUGGUGCCUUUAUCAACAACAAUAAUACUAUUGUAAUCUGCAUGGAGUAUUGUAACUGUGGAUCUUUGGACAAGAUCUUAACAUUAUGUUCGCCAAAAAUAUUCCCAUUAUUUGUAUUGAAGAAGGUUGUAUAUUCAAUUUUGAGUGGAUUGGAUUAUCUUUAUAAAACUCAUAAAAUAAUUCAUAGAGACAUAAAACCGAGCAAUGUGUUGAUGACACAUAAAGGCGAGUUUAAGCUAUGUGACUUUGGUGUUUCCCGAGAAUUGACAAAUUCUCUCGCAAUGGCGGAUACUUUCGUAGGGACUUCAACAUACAUGUCUCCAGAAAGAAUCCAGGGAUUACAUUAUGGAGUCAAAUCUGAUAUUUGGUCAAUGGGUUUGAUGCUAAUAGAGCUUUCUAGUGGACUAUCUAUUUGGGCUGAUGAUACUGAGAGUGCAGCUCAACCGGAAGGGAUAUUAGAUUUAUUGCAAAGAAUUGUCAAUGAAACCCCGCCAACGUUAACGAAAAAGAUUAACCCUAUUAGCCAUACAAAUUAUGACCCGCUGUUGUGUGAGUUUAUAGACUUGUGCCUAGUGAAGGAGGAAAAGGAGAGAAAGAGUCCUUCCGAAUUACUUGGAUUGAAAACACCAUUCUUAUACGGAGUAGAACAGGGCGCUUAUGACAAAGAUGUAAAGAAAUGGGCAAAAGAAAUUAGAAAAUUGCAUAAAGAAAGACAUGGAGAAUCAUAA